CCAAUGAAAAGUUUACAACUCCGAAUUUAACAAAAAAUUCGGCUCAGAAACAAAAUGAACACAUUUCUUUCUCGUUUAAACACUAUAUUUGCGUUUACUUUAACAGUACUCGCCGCCCUGACAUUCCUAUGUUUCCUAUCGACGCUUUUUAAAGCUCAUCAAGCCCCUCUUCAGUUACAGACGAAGAAAGUUUUGGUUAAAAAUGUGCAAGACUUCAGUGUUUCUAAGGAAAAGAAUGAUUUGGGAUUUAUAACGUUUGACCUUGAAGCAGAUAUGAAGGGUAUCUUCAACUGGAACGUUAAACAGUUAUUCCUUUAUUUAACAGCGGAGUACUCUACAAAGAAUAAUAAAUUUAACCAAGUUGUGAUUUGGGAUAAGAUCAUCUUGCGUGGAGACAGUGCAGUUCUACACUAUCACGGCAUGAACACCAAGUAUUACUUCUUUGAUGAUGGUCUUGGACUCAAGGGAAACAAGAAUGUCAGCCUCUAUUUAUCAUGGAAUGUUAUCCCAAAUGCUGGUAUUCUGCCUUUAAUAAGCCAAGAGAACAAGUUUUAUUUCGACUUCCCAGAAGAAUACACUGUCAACAGGGCUGGCUUUGAUUACUAAACUUAUUUAAUUGGUGGGCAUUUUAAGUCCAAAUGCCACAAGAGUAAACACUCUGAAGUUGUGCCUAUUACAUAGAGGGCCAGUUAUUUCAACAAAGUUUAGCCAUUGUUUAACAAAACCACAUUCUAAACUUUCUUGAAUUUAGCUGAAUCUUCUAUUUCAACAUUUAUUUUUGUGAUCAUUGUCAAGAAGGCCAAAAGUUAUCUGUGGAAGGACAUUUGUGUAAUGAGAACAACCCUCUAUUAGAGAAUAAUUAUGUAAGGCCCACUUGGUGUAUAAAACUGGGGUUUGGGUUAGACCUGGUAUAAAUAACCAGCCCACAGAGUUUCCUUGUUCAAAAAUACUAGCACUAUCUUCAUUAUACACACAACUUUAGUAAAGGCUCCCAUUUUGUAAGAAGUGGUUGAGCCCUAUGUUUACCAUAUGAUUAACCUGAAUGAUAUUUUUAAGUUUUGUUUCAUAUUUAUGUCUUAGUAGUGAAAGUUCUCUGGCAUGUUAGCACUACAACUGACGUUAUUUUCAAGUUCCCUGAUCUUGUAUUUGUGUUGUUAAAAAGUCCAUUUUGAUCUCAUUCAAUCAGCUAAAGUUUACUAUGGUUUAUCAUUGUUUUGGCAUCCUAUCUUUUAAGUCGUCUUGUGUCAUUAUAGUGUAAUAUGUUACAUAAAAGCCAUUGAAAUAGUUUUACAACAAUGUACUGUAUCAGAAAGACCUCCUGCACUGGAUGAGGUGUUCAUGUACUGACAAAAGGUUCUGAACCACAGAGAAGUGACCUCACCACAAGUUAUUUGUCUCAAAAAAUUAAAUAAAUAAAAAUUAAUCAGCAUCAAGAAGAGGUCUUCUCUGACUUGCAUAGAAGUAACAAUAAUACAAAGUGGAUUUUAAAAAGUUGCUAAUGAAUAAAAUAAUUGGAGAGAAAUGUUUUGCAAAGCCAGAUCACCCAUGAUUAAAAAAAAAAUCAGUUCAUUAAUGCAUAAAAUGACUUGAGAAUUAUUUUGCAAAGCUGGAUCACCCAUUAUAACAUGCAUGAUGUUUCAACCCUUUUUGUAGCUGAUAGAGGGAAAGUGGGUCAUCCAUCAUGUUUUGGAAACAGGAUAUGGAGUUGUGUAUUCAUAGUAAAACACACCCUUGACAUGUACAGCAGGCUACAUGAUGGUUUAUACUUUAUUGCACGUUCAUAGAAAUUAAAACUGUACAGCAAGAUACAUUCUCAAACAGCAUAAUGAUAUCACAGAACUGAUUGUAGUUAUUUCACCUCAUAAUGCAAACUCUGAAGUUAAAACUGAUGAAUAUUAAGAUUUCAUAAUAACUAGCAAACUGAGACUCUUGAUAAGAGUGAUCAGAGCUUUAAUUCUCCUUAAAAUUCUGAUACACAACACAACAGACAGGAAAUGAAAUUUCAAAAUAAGUUUUCAACAUUGAGAAUUACUUCUACUUAGCAGUUGAUUCUCACUAUAAGGUAACAAGAAAGGUGUUGUCUCUUGUUUGAGGAAUUACCUUUCCAAUCUUAAAGGUUGAAACACACCAAAGUUUUGUGGGAAGUGUAAUAUUUUAAAUUACACAUCUCUUUAAGGAAAUCUGGCUCUCUUGUAACAUUGAUGCAUUAGAGCAUGGAAUCUAAAGAUCUGAGCUCUUGAGGUUUGACUCCUCAAGGGGAAGCAUAAUUCAUUCUUCAUCCCAUGCUUGUGACAAGAUGAACGACAUCUCUCUCUGUUACUUGUACAUUAAUUCCACAAUUCCAAAGAUAGAAAUUGGACCACUACUUCUUGCCUUUGCUGGGUUUUGAACUUCAGAGUUUGCAAG
This is a messenger RNA of Pocillopora verrucosa, 2406 nucleotides long. Lineage: Eukaryota; Metazoa; Cnidaria; Anthozoa; Scleractinia; Pocilloporidae. The record is from RefSeq and is a predicted model, not a curated record.